This is a messenger RNA of Naegleria gruberi, 1446 nucleotides long. Its product is annotated as LRR_RI domain-containing protein. The transcript has a single exon. Gene Ontology annotation, molecular function: protein binding. The record is from RefSeq and is a predicted model, not a curated record. Bases 1 to 1446 code for a protein of 481 amino acids. NCBI's taxonomy places the organism in Eukaryota, Heterolobosea, Eutetramitea, Acrasida, Naegleriidae.
AUGAACACAAAGCAAUUGAAAAGAAAGAGAGAGCAUAGAGAAAUGAAAGAAGAAUUGAAAGAUAGGUCUGUUGUGGUGCAAGAUUCUAAACGAAAAAAACAAAGUUUGAUAUUAUCUCAUUUGAAUGAAGUGCCAGAUGAAUUGUUUUAUAUGGAGAUUUUUUCGUAUUUAGAGUUUGAAUCAUUGGCCAAGUGUGCAAUGGUUUGUAAAAAGUGGUUUAAUGCUUCAGCACAAACAGCAACUAGCCUUUACCAUGAUACCAUUACUGGUAUGGUUAAGAAUACAAAUUACUAUUGUGUACUGGUAGCAAGUGUUUGUAGACAUUUCACAAACAUUCAAGAGCUGAGUUUGCAUGACUGUGGAUUUAUUAAUAUUUUCAAUGAACAAGAAAAUGCAUACAUUGAAACAGUAAUGGGUAAUUUAAAUAAUAUCAGAAAAUUAGAAAUUCAUGGAUUGAGGAUUACAGAUUUUGCAUGUAGGGAAUUUUCACGAACUCCAAAACCAUUUUUGCAGGAACUUAAACUGGAUCAUUGCAUGAUCAGUGAUUAUGGAUUUUCCAAUCUUGCCAGAAAUAAUACCCUUUCCAAUGUUUAUUCUCUCUCAGUAACUGCCAGUGCAAUUGAACUUGACUCGUGCAAAGAAUUAUCAAAUCUGACUAACUUGAAAAUACUGGAUCUUUCUCAUAAUUGUAUCAGCUCAGAGGGUGCUAAAUACUUAUCUAGUUGUCUCCAGAAUAUGGAAUAUCUCGAUCUAUCAUUUAACAAUAUUGAAGAAGGUUUUGAAUCAUUGUGCAGUCAGAAAAAUACAAGUAUGAGGAAAUUAAUUAUUGUUGGAAACAAUAUACCUGGAUCAGCAUGCAAGAAUAUUGGGAAUUUUGAGAGUAUAACUCAUUUGGACAUGACAGGAAAUCCACUUGGAUACGAAGGAGCAAGUUUUAUUUCAAAAGGUUUGAAAGAAAUCCGAACUCUGAAAAUAGCUGAUGCCAAAAUCAAUAGUUCUGCAAUGAUUUACCUCUCUGAAGGAAUAAUGAAUAAUCUUAGUGAAUUAUCGUUGGAAGGUAAUUUCUUUGGAGAUGAAGGUUGUGUAGUAUUUCAAUCACCAAUGUUUUCAAAUCUGAAAAAGCUCAAGCUGAAUAGAAAUUGUAUCACAUGUUUUGGAUGUGAGAAUUUAGCUUGUGAUACUUUGAAAUCAUUACAGGAAUUGAAUCUUUCGUUUAAUAGAAUCAAGACAAGAGGUAUCAACUUCUUAUCAGAAGGAAAAUUUGAGAAUUUAGAAGUGUUGAAUUUAACCUCCAAUUUCCUGCCUACGAUUGCUAUCCCCCUAUUUAAAAAGCCAGUAUUUUCUAAACUAAAAGUACUACUUUUGAUGGGCAAUAGGUUUUCUACUUGUUCUUCAUCAAGUUCACUUAAGGACAUUUUCCCACAAUUGCAACUAACGGAUUGUUAA